Molecule: messenger RNA, 1373 nt
Organism: Cyprinodon variegatus (sheepshead minnow)
Lineage: Eukaryota; Metazoa; Chordata; Actinopteri; Cyprinodontiformes; Cyprinodontidae
Gene: kdm8
Product: lysine (K)-specific demethylase 8
Exons: 8
Coding region: 114-1349 (411 amino acids)
Cellular component (GO): nucleus
Molecular function (GO): histone H3K36 demethylase activity
Source: RefSeq, a predicted model, not a curated record
GUGUUUUGCUGUGACACCGGGAAUCGAGCUGCGAAUCUUUCCUCCGAGUUUUAAAAUGGUUUUGCGGUUUAUGUAAGGUUUUAACAGAACAUCGGCUGACCUCCAUCUCAUCCAUGACAUCUUUGUGGUUGAAAAUCUCCGCUGCUCUGCCUCCUAAUGAAGAACAGUUUCCGCUGACCUUUAGUGAUAAAGUACCGUUAAGUGUUGUGGAAAUGCUGAAAUUGGCCCGAAAGCAGCUGUAUGGCAACACGACGAGCGCCAGCCAGAUUCUCAAUGCUCAAAUCAUCGUGGACUAUUCAUGGGAGAGACUCAACAUGGGAACAUGGCGUGAUGUGGACAAAGAGUGGAGGCGAGUUUACUCCUAUGGCUGCCUGUUUAAAGCUGUAGCACUUUGUAGAGAAAACCCAUUAGAGGAGGAGAUCCUGCAGGCGAUCAGGACAUGUGACAUGGCUUUGCUGAUGGGCGCAGCCAUUAUGGAAAAUCUACUUCAGGUCAUCGUUUGUAUUCUACAAACUGGAAUAAGAAAAUUGGCGAAAGAAGAAGAUAAUUCAGAAAACAUUGAGGCUAAGAAAAGAAGGAUUGCAAGCCCACAUGUUGGUCUAAUCAAAGAAGACUUGUCCGUUCCCAGAAUUAAGUGUCCUUCACUGGAAAGCUUCAGUGCAAACCACCUCCUUCCUCUCAAACCCGUGAUUUUAGAGGGGAUAAUUGACCACUGGCCCGCCUUCAACAAACAUCCCUGGAGCAUAGAGUACCUGAGGUCUGUUGCCGGCUGCCGGACUGUUCCUGUCGAGGUUGGGUCCCGCUAUACAGACGAGGACUGGUCACAGACGCUGCUUACGGUCAAUGAGUUCAUCGACAAAUAUAUUUUGAAUAAAGUUGGAGUGUCUGAGAGUGGACACAAAGCUGUGGGUUAUCUUGCACAACACCAGCUUUUUGAUCAGAUCCCAGAGCUUAAGGAAGACAUCCGCAUCCCAGAUUAUUGCUGUCUUGGUGAAGGUGAUGAAGAUGACAUCACUGUGAAUGCAUGGUUUGGACCCCAGGGUACUGUAUCUCCUCUUCACCAAGAUCCUCAGCAGAACUUUCUGGCUCAGGUUGUGGGAAGCAAAUACAUCCGGCUGUACUCCCCAGAGGACACAGCAAAGCUUUAUCCUCAUGAUUCUCAGCUUCUUCACAACACCAGUCAGGUGGAAGUGGAGAAUCCAGAUGCUGAACGCUUCCCUGAGUUUGUCAAAGCACCAUAUCAGGAGUGUGUCUUACAGCCUGGAGAUGUGCUGUUUAUCCCUGUCAAACACUGGCACUAUGUCCGUUCUUUAGAAGUCAGCUUCUCUGUCAGCUUCUGGUGGUCAUGAUUUAAUUUCAUAAUAAAGUAUUUU